AUGUUAAUCAAGGUUAUGACGCUGACGGGAAAAGUCUUAGAGCUACAGGUCGAACCGUCUGAUAAAGUCAUCGAAAUAAAGACACAGAUCGAGGAGAAGGAGGGCAUACCACCCGAACAGCAGCGACUCAUAUUCUCCGGGAAGCAGAUGAACGACCAGCAAACAGCAGAAGACUACAAGCUGCAUGGGGGAGCCAUCGUGCACAUGGUGCUGGCACUGCGAGGGGGCAAAUGUUCGAUCCAUCUUUACAAUAAUGACAAUCAUGCAAUAAAUUCUUACAAAAUGUAA
Cimex lectularius (bed bug) is the source of this 288-nucleotide messenger RNA. Its product is annotated as NEDD8-like. Bases 1 to 288 code for a protein of 95 amino acids. The transcript has a single exon. Gene Ontology annotation, cellular component: cytoplasm; nucleus. Gene Ontology annotation, biological process: modification-dependent protein catabolic process; regulation of proteolysis; protein neddylation. The record is from RefSeq and is a predicted model, not a curated record. Lineage: Eukaryota; Metazoa; Arthropoda; Insecta; Hemiptera; Cimicidae. Gene Ontology annotation, molecular function: ubiquitin protein ligase binding; protein tag activity.